AUGGCGACGGGAUCCAGCUGGAAAAUGGCUCGAGAAGACUUAGUCGAACUGUCGAUCACGGAUGCCACCCAUCUGGCAACGUCUGCCUUGUUGGCUGUGGGAUACAACGAUACGGAUGCCAAUACAAUAUGCUCACAUGUCAUGGACGCUCAGCUGCGAGGCUAUGGUCCUACAGGACUGGCUCGAGUUCUUACCGUUGCUGAUCGUGUCAUGGACAAUCUAGUGGGCAGCGAUGACAUGAUCGUCACUCGUGACCGCCCUGGAUCAGCACAGCUCAACGCCAAAGGAGCCAUAGGGUAUUUGGCAGCUUAUCGGGCCACCCAGAUAGCGAUCGACAAGGCCAAAGUCGGUGGUAUAGGAAUCGUCGGGGUAAGCGACACAUUCUUUGCUGGUAUGCUGUCCUACUAUGCCGAAAUGUGCACGAGGGACGAUCUAGCUGUUAUUAUCGCCGCCAGCGCUGGACCAUGGGUCGCACCCGAAGGCAGCUUCACACCUCGCUUCGGCACAAAUCCCAUGUGUAUAGCGUUCCCUUCGGGUAGAGCGCAGCCUAUCAUCUGGGACAUCGGCACAUCCAAGAUCAUACACGCGCAAAUCAAGCUAGCACAAUUGAUGGACGAGCAACUGCCGGAAGGAACUGCCUACGACAAAGAUGGCGAGCUUACCCAAGAUCCUGUCAAAGGCAUGGAGGGCGCCAUGGCAGUCUGGGGUGGACACAAGGGCAGCGGUCUGGCGGUGGCCAUCCAGUUACUCGGUGCUCUAGCUGGCGCGCCCGCUCAUACGGGACAUUUGGACGGCUGGGGACUUCUCGUUAUUGCCAUAGACCCCGAGAUGUUUAGGCCGAUUGAAGAUUUCAAGAAAGAAGUCGAUACAUAUUCCGACACCAUCAGAUCGAGUCAGCCCUUGAAGGGCAACGGCCCGAUCAGAAUGCCUUUUGAUCGUAGUUGGGAGAUUCGCGAACGUACCAGACAGGGCGGGAUUGUGCAAGUGGAAAAGUCUGUGGUUGACGGUCUGCAAAAAUUGAUAGAUAGAAAAUGAAAGUAAAUUGGCGAAU
Messenger RNA from Exophiala viscosa, 1051 nucleotides. RefSeq names its product Malate/L-lactate dehydrogenase. The record is from RefSeq and is a predicted model, not a curated record. Lineage: Eukaryota; Fungi; Ascomycota; Eurotiomycetes; Chaetothyriales; Herpotrichiellaceae. The transcript has a single exon. Bases 1 to 1035 code for a protein of 344 amino acids. Gene Ontology annotation, molecular function: oxidoreductase activity.